Molecule: messenger RNA, 1094 nt
Organism: Panonychus citri (citrus red mite)
Lineage: Eukaryota; Metazoa; Arthropoda; Arachnida; Trombidiformes; Tetranychidae
Product: transmembrane protein 14C-like
Exons: 3
Coding region: 117-674 (185 amino acids)
Biological process (GO): regulation of heme biosynthetic process
Cellular component (GO): mitochondrial membrane
Source: RefSeq, a predicted model, not a curated record
AUUUGUUUGAAUUUGAUUCUUGUUUUCUAUUAAAUUGUUACUAUAAUUAACAUUGUUUAAGUCUUCCAGUAUAUUUUACAUUUAAAUUGGUUUUGGUUUGUGACUGUUUCCUCUUAAUGAGUCCACGAUCCUCUCACUCUUACGAAAAGCCUGAGGAUACAAUUGAAUUAGAUAAUAAUUCAGAUUUUGUCAUCCUUGAUACUCCUUCAGUUGACCAAUUUGUUGACAAUUUAUUGUACCGACGUACACAAGAAGCUUUAACCAGAAAUAAUCCAAACACUAAUUUACCAGCUUCAUUAGUACCAGAAUCAUCAACAUCACCUCCAUCUUUAUCACCAGAAAUGGGCAUUGACAUGAUUUCAUCUGCUUAUGCUGCUUUAGUUGCUGCUGGAGGAGUAAUUGGCUAUGUAAAGGCAGGAUCAAUUCCAUCUCUUGCUGCUGGAUUAAUUUUCGGUAGCACAUUGGGAGUUGGAGCUUACAUGACUUCAAAAGAUCCUCAAAAUUACUAUUUAACAUUAGGAACAUCAACCUUGCUCACUGGACUGAUGGGUUAUCGUUUCUUCAAUACAGGUAAAUUCAUGCCUGCUGGUUUAAUUGCUGCUCUCAGUGUUGCAAUGGUUGUGAAUAUCUCAAUCCGAGCAAUUACUGGACCAACACAACAUGUUAAAAAAUAGAUCAAUAGGAAUUGGAGAUAUUCAUUAGCGGAAGGCGAAAAAAUUUAAAAUCUAUCAUUGAUUAUUAUUCUUAUUGAUUUGUAAUUACUAUUUAGAACGGGGUUAUGUGUAUUUGAUUUUGAUUUCUCUCUCUCUCUCUCCCAAACACUGGGAUCUAUUUCCUUACAAACACACGACUCUCUCCUUCUCCUUCUCCCUCUCUCUCUCUCUCCUUGUUACAGGUAAAAUCACACAGGUAGACAAAAAAGUCUAUUAUUAAUCAAUUAUUAACAAGAUGAUUACAACGAUGUUGAAAACAAUCACAUUGAAAUAAUUAUUCCCCAGGAUUUAUCAACCUUUUUUUUUUGCUUGUUUAAUGAUGUUAAUUGCACAAGAUUUUGUUGAUCAACAAAUGAAGUAAAUUGUCCGAUUUUAUAUUAA